Molecule: messenger RNA, 1080 nt
Organism: Cokeromyces recurvatus
Lineage: Eukaryota; Fungi; Mucoromycota; Mucoromycetes; Mucorales; Mucoraceae
Product: histone acetylation protein-domain-containing protein
Exons: 1
Coding region: 1-1080 (359 amino acids)
Biological process (GO): DNA damage response
Cellular component (GO): nucleus
Molecular function (GO): histone H3K56 acetyltransferase activity
Source: RefSeq, a predicted model, not a curated record
AUGUCAUUCGAAUCUUACUUAAAAAAAGCCAUUCAAGAUUUAACUUUAGGCUUAACCUUCAAUGUAUAUGAUAUCAAAUCAAACUUAUUUCAUUGUCCUAAGCCGUUGAUUAAAAAACACGAAGGAGAGACAUUGUGUCGUCAUCGUUUAAUUCUUGUCUCUACAGAAUCUGAAGGAUUUCUUUCUGGAUUAGAAACGUAUGAGUACAUACUAAGUGGAAAAGAUGUAUUAAAAGAGAAAUAUAUUACUUAUAUAUCAAAAGUGGACACAACAACUACUUUGAAAAAAUAUCAGGGUUUGACUGCUCGCAUCGUUCAAUCUUACAUUGCCAGUUUACCUUCAUCUACUUCAGUAUUUGUGUUUGCUAGAGCUCAGCCUCAAUACUUAUUUGCUAAAUCAGCUGAAAAUAAAUUAAAAUCGACUUUAAGUGAUCGCGAUUUAGUUUCUUGGUGGCUCUCAGUCUUGAAUAAGACUCCAGUGGAAUGUGAUGGCUGGUGGUCUGUACCAGGUAUAGACGAUGAAGGAAGUGCAUUAAUUGAAAUAGGGGCUAGGAAAAGAGGUUGGAAAUCAUCUGAACUUAUUUGUUGGCAAUAUGGAGUAUCUUAUAAACCUGAAGAUGACGCUAAUUUAGUUAUUCCUCGAUUUGAGGAUGAUGCAAAGUCGCGUUUGCUCAAAAAUAAUAAGCAAGAUAAAUUAACGAUAACCGAGUUUUGGAAUUUAUUAGCGUUUGGAGAAGAAUGUGGAUCAGGCAAGAUAACAGGAUUUUUUGAAAUAAGAAUUAAAGGACAAAAUACAGCAAUGUUAUUAGAAAAAGGUCAAGAAAAGUUGGAUUUAAAGGAUAAUGAAUUUACUUUAUUUUGGAAUAAGCUCAUGUCAUUAGAUUUUCAUGACGAAAUAUCCAUCUUGAAUUCAACAAAGACAGCUUUGAAGGAUUUACAAGACAUGUUUCCAAAUAUUAAACCAUUUAUUGCUAAAGGAGUAGCAGAUCAACCAAAAAUAAGUAAUUCUGAUUCGAGUGCAGAUAAGCGUCCUGCUGUGAAUAUGCUUUCUAGCGGUUUUAUUAAGCGAAAAAAGAUUUAA